AUGGCAACGCAACUGGUCCCUCUCGCAGAGGUCGAGAGACUCAGUGCCUCUGUGAUCAGAAUACUAGGGGGAAAUCCGGGCAAGUUCACGCUACAAGGAACAAAUACCUAUCUACUAGGCCGUGGAGCUAAGCGCCUUCUCAUCGACACUGGAGAAGGCAAGCCGUCAUGGUCAGUGGCGUUGCAGCAAACACUCAACACGGAGCGGGCAACUGUUUCCCACGCUCUGCUCACACACUGGCACCACGAUCAUGUCGGAGGUGUACGGGACUUGAGACGGAUAUGCCCUGAGGUGCAGGUGUACAAGCAUGAUCCAGAGCAAGGCGAAGGGCAACGUGGCAUUGAAGAUGGACAGGUGUUUAGUGUGGUAGGAGCAACAGUGAAGGCACUACAUACACCUGGCCACACAAAAGAUCAUAUUGUGUUCUUGAUGGAGGAAGAAGAAGCCAUGUUUACCGGUGAUAACAUCCUGGGCCAUGGUACGGCGGUCUUCGAAGAGCUAAAGACAUACAUGUCCAGCCUGGAGAAGAUGGCCGGUCAAGCUAGUACAAAUGGCAGAGGGUACCCUGGCCACGGCCCCGUGGUUGAGAACUGCAAGUCCAAGAUAGCAGAGUACAUCCGGCAUCGGCAGCAAAGGGAAGACGAGAUUCUGCGGGUACUGAAGUACGGUUCGCUCGAUAGCAGCCAACCAGGUGAUACGAAACCUUCCGGCUGGACUCCUAUCGAGCUGGUCAAGGUUAUAUAUGCUGCAGUGCCAGAGAGCUUGCAUCUACCUGCUUCGCAUGGAGUGAUACAGGUCCUGAACAAACUGGAGCACGAAGGUAAAGUGACCAGCGAUGAACAAAGUGGGAGAUGGUCUUGUAGCAGCAAAACAGCGGCCUUGUGA
Messenger RNA from Nannizzia gypsea CBS 118893, 885 nucleotides. RefSeq names its product metallo-beta-lactamase superfamily protein. Gene Ontology annotation, biological process: secondary metabolite biosynthetic process. The record is from RefSeq and is a predicted model, not a curated record. NCBI's taxonomy places the organism in Eukaryota, Fungi, Ascomycota, Eurotiomycetes, Onygenales, Arthrodermataceae. The transcript is spliced from 4 exons. The coding region runs from base 1 to 885 and encodes 294 amino acids.